This is a messenger RNA of Didymodactylos carnosus, 381 nucleotides long. Lineage: Eukaryota; Metazoa; Rotifera; Eurotatoria; Philodinida; Philodinidae. The record is from the annotation of a GenBank genome assembly.
AUGGAAUGUGCGCCUGGAUAUUCUUUAGGAGAGUUUAUUCAAAGCACAUGUCGUGGUGGCAUUGGAUUGUUAGAAUCUGUUCAAUUCGCACAACAUGUAGUUUCAAUCGUCAAAGAAGUUCACUCGCAUGGUAUCGUACAUCAAAAUCUAGAACCGAAUACUAUAACGAUUGAAUGGGAUCGAAAACAUACAUCGAUUGAUCAAGCUAAAUUAAUGAUACUAAAUUUCACACAAGCAUACAUCAAAACACAUGAUACUGAAGCAGUUGAUACAUCAGCAACUCAACUAAGACAAAUGUGGAAUCAGCCACCACAAAUGGAUAGAUGUAGCCCGACCAUUGAUGAUGCAUCAAGUAUUUAUGCUAUAUUAUUUUGUUAUUAA